AUGCCACAGCCGCUCGCCGCCACCUGGGCGCGGCCCCUGCUGCCCCUGCUGCCCCUGCUGCUGCUGCUGGCGGCGCGGACGCCGCUGCCGGCCGGUGCGAGGCCGGCGCCGGGCCCGGAGUACCUGCGGCGCGGCUGGCUGCGGCUGCUGGCGGAGGGCGAGGGCUGCGCGCCCUGCCGGCCGGAGGAGUGCGCGGCGCCGCGGGGCUGCCUGGCCGGCCGCGUGCUGGACGCCUGCGGCUGCUGCUGGGAGUGCGCCAACCUCGAGGGCCAGCUCUGCGACCUGGACCCCGGCGCCCACUUCUACGGGCGCUGCGGCGAGCAGCUCGAGUGCCGGCUGGACGCGGGCGGCGACCUGAGCCGCGGGGAGGUGCCCGAGCCGCUGUGCGUGUGCCGCUCGCAGCACCCGCUCUGCGGCUCCGACGGCCGCACCUACCCCCAGCUCUGCCGCCUGCAGGAGGCGGCCCUCGCCCGGCCCGACGCCAACCUCACGGUGGCGCAUCCGGGGCCCUGCGAAUCGGAGCCCCAGAUCGUACUGCACCCCUACGACAUUUGGAACGUGACAGGGAAGGAUGUGAUCUUUGGCUGUGAGGUGUUUGCCUACCCCAUGGCUGCCAUCGAGUGGAGGAAGGACGGCCUGGACAUUCAGCUGCCGGGAGAUGACCCCCACAUCUCAGUGCAGUUUAGGGGUGGACCCCAGAGGUUUGAGGUGACGAGCUGGCUGCAGAUUCAGGCAGUUCGUCCCAGCGACGAGGGCACCUACCGCUGCCUGGCCCGCAAUGCGCUGGGCCAGGUGGAGGCCCCAGCCAGCCUGACGGUGCUCACACCUGACCAGCUGAACUCCACAGGCUUCCCCCAGCUGCCCGCCCAGCACCUGGCUCCCGAGGAAGAGGCUGAGAGUGAAGAGGGCGAGGAUUACUACUAG
Messenger RNA from Pipistrellus nathusii (Nathusius's pipistrelle), 924 nucleotides. The record is from the annotation of a GenBank genome assembly. Lineage: Eukaryota; Metazoa; Chordata; Mammalia; Chiroptera; Vespertilionidae.